Molecule: messenger RNA, 770 nt
Organism: Ruditapes philippinarum (Manila clam)
Lineage: Eukaryota; Metazoa; Mollusca; Bivalvia; Venerida; Veneridae
Product: MAM and LDL-receptor class A domain-containing protein 1-like
Exons: 4
Coding region: 1-753 (250 amino acids)
Cellular component (GO): membrane
Source: RefSeq, a predicted model, not a curated record
AUGUCUUGGAUGGAGAAAUCUGAAAAACACGAACGUUAUUCUGUCGAUGGUCCGAACAAUGGCGGGUGUGCCCUACUAGUCAAAACCAAGUUUUACCAAAUUGCAUCCUGUGUGAUUUGUUUGUUACAGCUUGUAUUUGAAGGAAUCAGAGGGACUACAUUCUCUAGUGACAUUGCCAUUGAUGAUUUCAAAGUCACUUCUGGACCAUGUGCAGCCCCAGCAUCAUGUAACUUUGAGAAAGAUCUAUGUGGUUUUACAAAUGUUGUAGGUGAUCAGUUUGACUGGACAAGAGAUAAUGGAGGUACCCCAUCAUCUACAACAGGGCCUCACAAUGACCACACCACCAAUUCUGCUGCAGGUUACUAUGUAUUUAUUGAGACAAGUGCACCGAGGAAAGUUGGAGAUAAGGCAUGGUUGAAGAGUGAUCAGUUAACACCCACUACAGGAUCAUGUUUAACUUUCUGGUACAAUAUGUAUGGACAAGGUAUCGGUGAUCUGAAUGUUUAUCUGAUGAGUAGCCUCGGACCACAACAGACAUUGUUUAAUGUCAGUGGUAACAAAGGUGAUGUAUGGAUCAAGGGGCAGGCAACUCUGUCAUUUACACAGAAUUUCUACAUCCUGUUUGAAGGUGUUAGAGGAAAUAACUUUAAUGGUGAUAUUGCCCUAGAUGAUAUCAGUGUAGUUGCAGGUACUUGUGGAUCACAACCCACAGGCUCCACUCCUUCACCUACAUCGUUUACAACUGCAAGUUAGUAUAUAUAUAUUCAUAA